UUCACCUCUACGACGAAAAUUGUGCUCCGAUUCAUUUCACUUAGGGUUAUUUCUCCGAUCAGAUCCGAUUUCAAUUCCUUCUCCGUCUGAUUCUCUCCUCCACCACGAUGUCUCUCCGUCGCACUAUCCUCGAUCUACACCGUCAAACCCACAGAGCCGCUCUCUCAAAGUCUCUACCUUUCUCGAUGAGUCACAUCUCCUCCGCGUCCGCCACCGCCGCCGUGAGAAACCCACUAGGAAGAGACAUCUCUUCAAUCCCAUUCGCACUAGCCCAGAAACUGAAACCAGAGUCAACCAAUCUGGUCACCGAUCGUUCGAUCUCGUCUUCAAUUGGGCAAUCUGAUAUCAACAAGGCAGCCAAAUUCUCGCGCCUCUCGUCUUCUCGAGGUUACACUAACGCCUCUUUCUUACGCAAAAUCCCUAUACUAUUUCACAUACAUGAAGGAAUGGAAGAGAUUUUGGCUGAUUAUGUUCACCAAGAAAUGACAAGGAAUUUGAUAGUCAUCUCUUUGGGAUUGUUCCAGAUUAUCGUUUUCAAAGAUAUUGUCUUGUUUCUUCUCUGAAACAUCUUUUGGGAUCUAAGGAACACUCACUCGAUCAUCACCUGUUAAUGAAUAGUGGGCUAAAAAAAAGUCUUUCCUUUUAUCUCUUUCUUUUAUGAAUAAGAACAUGAUGCAAUGUCGCAUCUUCUACCUUCAAGCUUCCGUUGUGUGUUGGUUCAGUUUCUGGGUUUUUUCUUUCAAGGUUGAUGUAUUUGUAAUGCUUAAUUCCUGCUUGAGUCAGGAGUAUUGUUCCUGAGGCUUUGAAGACUAUGUUAAGCUUUUGAUUGAAUAAUGAAAACUUUGCUCAGCUUUGAUCAGUAUGUUUGCAUUGCUAGUUAUGGCUGUAAUUUGUAAAUAUACUAGAGCAUUACUCUGCUUUAAUCACACAAUGUGUGCAUUUCUUUCUACGAAGCUUUAAUGUAAUCUGAAGUUUGAGAGACUCGGGUAAGCUGUUGUAGAUCAACGAUUGAGCUUUGGUAGUAGAAAGAUGUGGUUUUUGGAUUAUUUAGAAAUGUUGAGAGAUUUUCUUGUUUUUGGAAUUGGUGUGAUCUUGGGAGAUGAUAAAGGUGAUGAAGACUGUCAAGAAGUCACAUACAGAGAAGUCUCGAUGUUACUUUGAUCAAACAAACAUGAGAUUUCGAAGAAAUAAGCUAUCAAAUUGAGU
Molecule: messenger RNA, 1206 nt
Organism: Arabidopsis arenosa
Lineage: Eukaryota; Viridiplantae; Streptophyta; Magnoliopsida; Brassicales; Brassicaceae
Source: the annotation of a GenBank genome assembly